This is a messenger RNA of Cyprinodon variegatus (sheepshead minnow), 2376 nucleotides long. RefSeq names its product leucine rich repeat protein 1 (gene lrr1). The transcript has 5 exons. Gene Ontology annotation, molecular function: protein binding. Lineage: Eukaryota; Metazoa; Chordata; Actinopteri; Cyprinodontiformes; Cyprinodontidae. The coding region runs from base 352 to 1617 and encodes 421 amino acids. The record is from RefSeq and is a predicted model, not a curated record.
CGCUAUACUGCUAACUGCAGCUAACCAGCUGACAGACAAGAACAAGCUCGAAUCCUAACAUUAUUUUCGGAGCCAACGGGGAGCUUAGAUCUUUCUAAAUUUGUGCUGAUAGAUUAAACAUCUUUAUCAGGAGCUGGGUUUCCAUUGACCCUCCAUAAAGGAGGCUGCUGCCUUUUAACAACAUCAUUCAGCAGAUCGGAUGUGUUUGUUGUUAGCAGCCUCAGUGCCCCCCGCCUGCUACCUGCUACCAGAAUUUUAUCUUUUUUAAUUUGUCUGCUUGCUUACGGAAGUUUCCCCCUCUGGUAUGCGCCUAACCCCACAUGCUGGACCUGCCCUCAGCCCUCAGGAGCCAUGAAGCUGCAGUGCGAUGUGGAGGUGGUAAACCGGAUGCUCCCCUCGUUCGGAAUGAAAAGUCGGGGGAAGGGAGCGAGAGCGGUGGUCUCCAUCGGAAAGCACUUGGACAAGUCGAGUCAGCGCAGUAACAUCUACAUGCUGAUCUGCACAGCCAAAGACAGAAGCGGCUCAAAGUAUAAGUUAAGAGACAACAUCGAGAAGUUCUUCACGUGGUUUGUGGAGGAGGGCAAAGCGACUGUGAGGUUAAAAGAACCGGCUGUUGACGUUUGUUUAAGCAAGGCCGACGCCAAUAGCUUGAAGAACUUCCUCUCAGCAGCGCGCUUCGCCGACCGAGGGAGUGACACCAGCAGCCUUCCUCUGUCCACGCUUACUCCCGUUCGCGCCAGAGAUGUGGAACAGCCAAAGAAGAAGCUUUCGGUCAUGUCCAAAAAGGAUUAUCCUCUCACCUCCAACUUCCCUUAUUCUCUGGAGCAGUUGCAGGUGUCUUACUGCAAACUGUCACGGGUGGACAUGCGCAUGCUGUCGCUCAAAGCUCUACGCAAGCUGGACCUGAGCAACAACCACAUCAAGAAACUCCCUGCCACCAUCGGCGACCUGAGCUGCCUCUCUGAACUCAUCCUUCACAACAACCAUCUGGAGGCCUUCAGUGAAGCCCUGUGCUUGUCCACGUUGCAGCAGACCCUCCAGGUCCUGGACCUGAGCCAGAACCGGCUGCAGUCGCUGCCCGCCCGGUUCUGUCAGCUCAGAGAACUGAUAAACCUCAAGCUGGAUGACAAUAAGCUUGUAGGCCUGCCGUUACAAAUCGGCCGCCUCUCAAAGUUGAGGUUCCUGUCUGCUGCGCACAACCAGCUGACUGUUCUGCCAACAGACUUCUUCAAGCUGAGUCUUGAGAACUUGGACCUGUUUGGAAAUCCGUUUAUCCAGCCCAACCCUUUGGACCACACCAUGAAACUUUCCUUCCCUCUUCCACUACAGGAGAUCGCCUCCAGAGCUGUAGCUGAUCUCAGAAUCCCGUACGGCCCUCAUCUCAUCCCCGCCCACUUGUGUGGAGACCUCGAAGCAGCCAAGACGUGCGAGUGUGGGCGCGUCUGCAUCAGCUUCUACAUAAAGACGGCCGUGAGCAUGAACCUGCACCAAGUGUCUCACACGGUGGUGUUGGUGGACGACAUGGGAGGCACGGAUGCUCCGGUGCAGCAGCACUUUUGCUCCCUCUCUUGUUACUCUGAGUUUUUAGACAGCUGUCUUCAGCGAGGCCUGAGAUGAGAAAACCACAGAACAUUUUAUCUUCAGCAUUCAAAGAUUACAGUGGAGGUAGCAGCAGAUGUUACGCUGGUGGGGAGAAUUGAAGAGGCAGCUGCGGAAGUCAGAACCACGGACCAGUGUUUUUUUUGUUUUUAUUUUUUUAAAGCUUCAUUUCCUUUGUUUACAUUAAGCGUAGAACUUUCUCAGUUCACAUCAGAGUAGUGAUGACUGUUUAAAACAAUGCAAUAACGCUGCACUUGCUGCUGAAUCUUUAGCAGGCUCUUUUUCUCCUUUUUAUGAGACUUGAUGUUCCUCUACUGACCUACAUUGCUAAGACAGGGGAAUAAGGAAAUAAGAACAGCGCCUCAGGGUCCACAAAGCAGCACCGGGGGGAAUCAGUUAUUAUUAGAGAUGCACUGAUUCUGGCCGAUUCCAGUUUGGAAAGAUUCCUACAACAUAAGUGAGGAAAGCAAAUGUGCUGCAGGUUCUAAAUGAAUGUAGGAGUGCUGAACUCCUCAGAAAACAAUAGAUGCAUUAAAGCAUCUAUUCCUACCAUUGAAAUGAUUUUCACUAAAAAUCAAAAAAGUGCCUCAAAGUACAUGACCAUAGCUUUUGUGUUUAGAGACUAAAAAAUGGGCUGAUUUCAUCUUUUUGAUCCAUUUUUAAUAGUCAUAUUUUUCCACACUCGACCCUCUGAUUGGACGCUUUCAGUAUUUGAACACCUGAUGCAUCUACAUUUCUUAUGCUUGUAAAGUUUGUCAUAUAUUUUUAAAUACAUAA